AUGACCGAACCUUCGAUAUAUCCUCCGCCGGCGGGCCGCCUGCUGUUCUCGAGUCGACAGUAUCACUCGACACCUCAGUCACCCAAGCAUCAACGCCAACAUUCCGACGACUUCAUAUCCCAACUUUCCCCCAUGAACGCGAUCGACACUUUCCGUGCGCCUAGCGGCCCGCUGAAGGCCUGCAUGGACGCGGCGACACCCAGUGAACAGAGCUUUGCGCUGCGGGCCGCAGUCGCCUCAAAAAAUAUCUACGAGUGGCUUGAAGAGCUGCGAGACUGGCCGUGGUCCACAGAGGGGGGCCUCGGCUUCCAGACGCCGAGUUCCGCUCAGGGCAAGCUUCAGUCGCGCGGCAGAGCCGGCUCGACUGUCGAACACGCGCCGGAAGACCAAGCUUCGACGUUCAAGCAGGCAUACAAUGGAAGCCUGGUUGAAUCAGACAUGGCGCGGUACGAAACGCGCAUUUCUCAGAUACAGCAAGAGCUGGACAAACUCGAGAUCGAGGACAUCAAGAGACACGUGCUGCACAACCACAUCAUGCCUCUCUCAAGACCCGGCACUCCAGCGAGCCCUACUUUUGAACGCUCCUUCGCAAUGGCCUCACUCGCGUCUUACGUGAAAAUGGACGACUUGACGGCCGUGAUCACAGCCACGGUUGUGCAAGCAUUGCCUAACCUUUCAAGACUGCUGAGACUUAUGAACGCGUGGAGCGCACGCUUGACGGUUCUUCGACGCGUUCCUUCUUGGACGUCUUCUCUGGCUGAUGCCGAGGCUGCACUGAAGUCCGCUUGGGCUACAAUUGAGCAGGGUUCGAAAGCCGUGGCACAGGGACCAUCUUCAGAGCAGUCCUCUGAGGGGGAGACGUUCUCACAGAACAAUUACGAAGUCACGAAGCUCUUGUUGGAAAAGAAGGUUUCAACAGCCGCGCAUAUUCUCGACUACAUGCUCGAUAACCUCGAGGGCCGGGAUGAUACCCUGCCGGACGAAUGGCUCGACCGCAUGGAGGCUGUCGAACGUCAAUGCGCGGACUGGACUGCCGCCUUUGAGAAAAAGCUUCGUGACGAGCAAGUUGCAGCUUUGCAGAAGCUGGCUAAACCCGCCAGGAUUGAUACUGAUGUAAAAGCUGCAACACACGCCGAGUCCGAGGAACCUGCUACACCGGUUAUCCGUGUUGACGAUGCCGAUGAGGUUGAGUCCCAGGGCUACGGAGCCGACGGCAUGGACGAUGCUGAUCGGCCCAUCCCUAGUGUGGAAACCUACGAUGCAUUGAGCAAGUCUCCAGUCAUCUCUGUCACCAACGACCACGGAUCCACACGAAGCACCGCCAGUCCAGACGCCGACCAGUCAGCAUUCGACUCGGAUCUUGAUGCUGAUCACCUUUCGUUGGACCAUGGUGCUCAAGCAUCAAUUUCGGACGAACACGAGCAUCACAGGCCUGGGACCGCUGUAUCAGAUGCUUCGACUAUCGUUCGUGCACACCCUCGCGAUCCAUCAAUGACUCCGGACUUGUUGCCACUGAAUGGGACCCGCGCUUCUCCGCAUACUCCGCCAAGAGAAACAAGAUCGAUAUCGAUGCCAAUAGGAGAAAUGCCGCCAGUUCUUGAGUACCCCGAGGACGAGAGCUCAGAGGAUACGUCUUUGAGCUCUUCAUUCAACAGCAACGCCGAGGAACUUGGAAGUCCUAUCGUACUGAGCCAGGCAAAUGGCGAGGAUGACCACCUGCGUAAGCAGAUCAGCCAGAUCUUGGAGAACAUCCCGGCCAAAAUCCAGCUCUCCUCGCGCCCAACUAUCAAUCACCUUAAUCCUCCGGACCUGCAGCUGCCGUACUCCAAGCCAAGACCGACGGCAGAUAGGACUGUCCGCAGCAAGUCCAGCAUGUCUUCACGGGCCAGCAUGUCAUCUCGAGCCAGCACGCCAUCCUUCAUGCUCGCCCCGGUUCCUCGACCGAGACAUCAGCGGGGAAACCAAGACAUCAAACUGUACCAUUUAUCUAGAGCGAACGGGGAGGCUCCGAUCAAGCUUUUCAUUCGCUGUGUUGGCGAGAACGGCGAAAGGGUCAUGGUUCGUGUAGGUGGCGGCUGGGCCGACCUUGGAGAAUAUCUCAAAGAAUACGCGAUCCACCACGGCCGACGAUCUCACCGAGGGAGUGAGAGCAAGGUAGAGGUGAGGGACAUCCCUCGAUCAGCCAGCGCUCUUAGCACUCGACGACCCUCUGCCAGUCCUUCGAUCCGGCCGAGCCCUCCCAGCCGCCCGGGCUCGGCCCUAGACUCGACCAGCCCGAUCUACGUCAAGAAGAAGCGCCAGCCCAGCGCGGGAGAAGACUUAUUGGGACCAAGACUGCCUGCAACACCUCUUGCUUACGGCAGCCAACGGGCCUCGGAGCCACCAUCCUCGGGCUCAGGCAGUACCGGCCGCUCACGGUCGAGCUCGCGUAUUAGCUGGACGGAGGACGACAGCUCGCUGGGCAUGGCAGGUCCCAGGGGCAUGAGGAAAGACAUCCCCCAGGAGAGCCUCGACUGGGUCGAGAGCAUCAAGGAGAAGGUGCGAGCCGUUAGUGGCGGCUCGGGCCCGCCGAGAGAGCAGGGUAACGGAGGCGGGAAAUUCGGCGAACUUGGAAAGGUGGGAGGGACGAAACGGCUGUUCAGGAAGCCCACGUGA
Diaporthe amygdali is the source of this 2655-nucleotide messenger RNA. RefSeq names its product GAS2 domain-containing protein. NCBI's taxonomy places the organism in Eukaryota, Fungi, Ascomycota, Sordariomycetes, Diaporthales, Diaporthaceae. Gene Ontology annotation, molecular function: microtubule binding. The record is from RefSeq and is a predicted model, not a curated record. The transcript has a single exon. Bases 1 to 2655 code for a protein of 884 amino acids.